Molecule: messenger RNA, 585 nt
Organism: Penicillium brevicompactum
Lineage: Eukaryota; Fungi; Ascomycota; Eurotiomycetes; Eurotiales; Aspergillaceae
Product: DUF4202 domain-containing protein
Exons: 1
Coding region: 1-585 (194 amino acids)
Source: RefSeq, a predicted model, not a curated record
AUGUCCAAAUACGAAACCGCGCUCGCGCGCAUCGACGCCGCGCACGCCGACGACCCCCGCCAAACCCAAACCGGCACACCAAUGCCCUACGAACUCCACUACGCCCAAAAAAUGACUAAAUACCUUGAAACUUUGCGUCCAGACGCACCAGAGCUCCUGCGCCUCGCAAUUCGCGCCCAACACCUCCGCCGCUGGGAAGUUCCCCGCGAUAGCCACCCCGCAACGAAGAUCGGGUACCACUCGUGGCGCGCGGGGCUUCAGAGGCGACAGGCGGCGCUUGUUGAGGAGAUAUGUGUGGAGAGUGGGUAUUCGGCUGAGGAGGCGGGGAGGGUUGGGGCACUUGUGCGGAAGGCGGAUUUGAAGCAGGGGGAUCCGGAUACGCAGACGCUGGAGGAUGUUGCUUGUUUGGUGUUUUUGGAUGAUCAGUUUGAUAAGUUUGAGACGGAUCUUGGGGAUGAGGAGAAGAUGGUGGGGAUUUUGCAGAAGACUUGGGGGAAGAUGUCGGAACGGGGGAGGGAGGAGGCGCUGAAGAUUAAUUUGUCGGAGAAGGCGCAGAGGUUGGUUGGGAUUGCAUUGAGUGGAUGA